AGCAAGGAAGACGAGGAGAGUCGCGUGGCGCUCGAGCCCUUGCAGCGACGCAGGAUCGGACUGGGCAGCCUUCGAACCGCAAGAGCUCGGGCUCCGGCGGGUUACCCCAUCCGCACCCUGCGACCUGAGAGAGGUCAGCGACGAGCACGUUGCGUCCGCCGCCCUUGCGCCAUGGCGGCCGCCGUCCUCUGAGGCAGCCGCACGAGCAGCGGUAGGGAGAGCGCGCAACCGUCGACGACCCAAGACCCGGCGACGACCGGGCACAGGACUCUCUCUCUCGCCGGCAGGCCUGCCACACUGAACUACCAGACACGUGAAACCUGCGAGGAAACCCUAAAAUGGCGGUGCCACGACGUAACAUGUUCUGGACUCAGCUCAUGGCCCUGAUAUGGCGAAACUACUUGCUCAAGAAGACGGAGAAGGCCAAGACCUUCUGGGAGGUGGUGAUGCCGCUGCUCAUGGUGGCCUCCCUGAUGAGCAUCCGGAGCGGGCUCAAGCCCAGCUCCAAGCCCGCGCACUACACGCCCGUGGGCCACGUGCGGCUGGUGACGCCGUCGCACCUCGCCCAGCUCACCACCGAGAUCAUGGCGGCGCCCUCGACGCCGCAGACUAGGCAAUUCAUGCGCGACGUCGUCAACUUCCUCAACGCCAACACGUACACCGUCGGGUUCAACUUCUCCAUGUACAACUCCUCCAAGGACAUGGAAGCGGCAUUCCGGCAAAACUCGACGCGGUCCUUAGUGGGCGUGGUCUUCGAAGGCGAUGACCUAACCAAAAACGGCUCCUACCAGCUGCGUUUUCCCCUACGGCACCUGCCCUCGCCUGAACUGAAGCACGUCGGCAUAGAGAUGUGCCGGAUAAAACACUUCGUGCACUCGUCUGACACGACGCUGUGCCCUGCCGGGGCCUACUACUCGAGCGGAUUCAGCGUUCUACAGGCGGCCGUCGACUACACAUUCAUCAGGCUGUGGACCAACAGUACCGUGCGGCUGCCCGAGGUGGUGGUGCGGCUGCUGCCCAAGCCGGCCUACGUGGACCCCGGCACCACGUGGCGCACCCUGGUGCCGCUCUACCUGACGCUGGCUUUCUCGCCCUUCGUGUCCGUGCUGUGCGUCAACAUCGUGCUCGAGAAGGAGCGCAAGAUCAAGGAGGGCAUGCUCAUGAUGGGCAUGAUGCCGUCCGCCUACUGGACCGCCUGGGCCCUGGUCGAGGCCGUCGUGGUGGCCAACGUGGCGGCCAUCAUGACCCUCAUGGUGUACGUGCUGCACAUCCUGCCCAACACGGACAUCUCCAUCGUGUUCGUGCUGGCGCUGCUCUACGGACUGACCAUCGUCAUGUUCAGCUUCAUGACGACGCCCUUCUUCAACAAGUCCAAGGUGGCCGGCUCCGUGGUGGGCCUGCUGAUGCUCGUCUUCAGCUUCUUGUACAUGCUCGCCGUGUUCCUCAAGAACCGCGUGCCCACGUGGGUCUUCUACGCGGUGUCGCUGCUGUCGCCCGCCGCCUUCACGCUGGGCGUGGAAAAGGUGAGCCAGAUGGACGUCAGGGGCGGCAUGCACUGGAGCGACCUGUUCGAGGACAACUUCUCCGUCGGCAGCGCCAUUAUCAUGCUCAGCGUGGACGUGUUCGUGUACGGAUUCCUCGCCUACUACUUCGACGCCAUCGUGCCAGGCGAGUUCGGCCAGCAUCGCAGCCCGUGGUUCAUCUUCCGCUGGCUGUGCUUUGGCCGAGGCGGCAAGUCGACCGAGCCGGACGACCUGGUCAAGCCGGAGAACACGCCCUGCCCCGACGUCGAGGACCGGCCGGCGGAGCUGCUCGGCAGGGAGGCCAUCAAGGUGCAGGGCCUCCGCAAGGUGUUCACCUCGUGGCGCAAGGGCCCCAUUGUGGCCGUGGACGGCGUGAGCCUGACCAUGCACGAGGGGCAGAUCGCCGCGCUGCUGGGUCACAACGGCGCCGGCAAGAGCACGCUGCUCAACAUGCUGGUGGGCACGCUCAAGCCCAGUGCGGGCUCGGCGCGCAUCUACGACCUGCACACCGACCGGCCCGAGGACGUGGCCCAGAUCCGAUCCAUGCUGGGCGUCUGCCUCCAGGAGGACAUCCUGUUCGACACGCUCACGGCCCGCCAGCACCUGCGCUUCUUCGCUCGCAUGAAGGGCGUCCCGGCAACCAGCAUCAACCUCGAGGUCAAGAACAUCCUGCUGGAGUUGGACCUGGCGGAGAAAGCCGACGUGCAGGCCAUCAAGCUCAGUGGAGGACAGAAGCGGAAGCUGUCCGUCGGCAUCGCCCUCAUCGGGGACCCUAAGAUCGUGUUCCUCGACGAGCCGAGCAGCGGCAUGGACCCGUACUCGCGGCGCCACCUGUGGAGCGAGCUGCAGAAACGCAAGGAGGGCAAGGUCAUCGUGCUCACCACGCACUUCAUGGACGAGGCCGACAUCCUCGCAGACUGGAAGGCUAUCCUGUGCAAGGGCAAGCUGCGGUGCGCCGGGACAUCACUCUUCCUCAAGAAUCGGUUCGGCAUUGGCUAUCACCUCACCAUGGUGGUGGACCAGACGACAGACAAGGCCCAGAUCAGCCAGCUGGUGCAGCAGUUCGUGCCCAGCGCGACGGUGUACCGCUCGACGGGCACCGAGCUGGCCUUCAUCCUGCCCAUGGACUCGACGUACAACUUCGCCAACCUGUUCGCCGCCGUCGAGGAGGCCAUCGCCGAGGGGACGACGGGCGUGCGCAGCUACGGCAUCUCCAUGACGACGCUCGAGGAGGUGUUCCUCAAGAUGGGCGAGGUGGAGAGGCCCGACGAGGUGCACCUGCGGGACAUCCAGACCAGCUACCAGAAGGAGAUCGAAGAAAUGGAGCUGCUCAAGGCCAACAAGGAGACCAUGCCCGUCAGCACGGUGGAGCCCAACGCGCUGCAGGCAUUCAUGGCCUUCUUCAAGGCCCGGCUGCUGCUCUUCGUGCGCGCCCCGAUGCACGUGGUGCCGCUGGUGGUGCUGCCCGUGAUCAUGGUGUUGCUCAGCUACUGCUUCCUCAGCAAGAGCGAGGUGCCCGUCAACCGGCUGGGACUGUUCACGCCCGACUUCUACCCGGAGGCCAGGGUGAUCGAGGCCUACAGUGCGGCACCCAGACAGAGCGAGCAGGUUCGACUGUACGAGGAGGCCAUGCGCAAGCAGAACAUGAACAUCUCUUGGAACAACAACAGCGUCACCCUCGACAACGUCAGCCCCAACAGCUACUACGCCUCGGUGCCCGAGAACCUUGGCGGGGACUACAAAUACACCAACCCGCUGACGCUGCUGAUCAACGACUCGCACGUGCACACGCUGCCCAUCCUCCAGUCGCUGACGUACAACGCGCUCUACGCCGCCCUGGAGAAGAACGAGUCGGUGCUCGACGAGCGCCGCCUGCGGGUCUCCUCGUACCCGUGGCCCCAGCGCGGGGUCGACCGGGUGUUCGACGCGCAGCUCUACACCUGGACCAUGAUGAUGAGCGUCGUGCUCGCCUACAUGCCCUCGCUCAUCGCCGUCGAGGUGGUCGAGGACCGGCAGAACAAGGUGAAGAACCAGCUGCGCGUGUCCGGCCUGCUCUUCUGCGGCUACUGGUGCACGGUGCUGCUGAGCCACGCGGCGCUGUACCUGCUGUCCGUGCUGCUGACGGUGCUGGCCCUGGUGGCGCUGCAGGUGCCCUUCCUGACGGAGCCCGUGGCCCUGCUGGCCAUCGUGUCGCUGUUCCUGCUCUACGUGCCGGCGUCGCUCGUCGUGUGCUACGUGCUCACGCACCUCUUCAACAAGCACGAGACGGCCAAGGGGGUGCUGCCCUUCCUCGCGCUGCUGUGCUCCAUGUUCCCAGCCGUGCCGGUGACCAUUCUGGACAUGAUGGGCUCGUCCCGAAGCGCCACGGCGUUGCACUACACCCUCUGCCUGCUCGUGCCCUUUUACAUUCCUAACGGCGGCCUCUACUACAUCACCAAGACGUCGGUGGUGAUCGAGACGAAGCUGUCGAACGGCUACGAGGCGGACAAGUGGAUGUACUUCGACUGGGACAGCAACAUCCUGGUGACGUACGUGGCGUGCGUCAUCCACACGCUGGUGUACUACUUCCUGCUGCGCAUGGCCGACAUCGGCAAGGCCGGCGGACGCAUGGCGGACGCCUUCUGGAUCACGCGCCGCAUCAUCGACAUCACGCCCAACGGCGACCUGCCCGAGAAGGAGGACGCCGACGUCAAGGCCGAGCGGCAGCGGGUCUCGCAGAUGGACAUCAGCCUCAUGCCCAAGCUCCAUAACUCAAGGCUGCUGUCUCUGUUUCUGCGAAAACCAAAGCCCGCAUCGGAGCUCGCAGGGGGCCCCGAACAAAAACCGAUAAAGCCUCCGGUGGUGUACGUUCACGAGCUGCGCAAGGUGUACGAGGAAGGGGCCCGGUGCCGGCCGCGCAACCACGUGAAGAUCGCCAUCCGCAACCUGUCGAUGGCCAUCGACAAGGGCGACAUCUUCGGCCUGCUGGGACCCAACGGCGCCGGCAAGACCUCGACCAUGAAGGUCAUCGUGGGCGAGGAGAGCCCCUCCAGCGGAAGGGUCGCUGUGGGAGGCUUCGAGAUCACCUCCAACCUGUGCCGGGCCUUCAAGAUGCUCGGCUACUGCCCGCAGCACGACGCCCUCUGGAACAACCUGACCAUCCGAGAGCACCUGCAGCUAUUCGCGUCACUCAGGGGCAUACGCUACAACGAGAUCGAUUCCGUCACCGACUGGCUGAUGGACAAGCUGAACAUCCGCGAGCACGCCGACAAGCGCGCCAAGCAGCUGUCGGGCGGCACCAAGCGCAAGCUGAGCUACGCCAUCAGCAUGCUGGGCAAGCCGCGCAUCGUGCUGCUGGACGAGCCGUCGACGGGCAUGGACCCGCAGUCGAAGCGCUUCCUCUGGGACACCAUCUGCUCGACGUUCCCGCAGGGCGGCGACCGGGGCGCCCUGCUCACCACGCACUCGAUGGAGGAGGCGGACGCGCUCUGCACCAAGGUGGGCAUCAUGGUGCGCGGCGCCCUGCGCUGCCUCGGCUCCACGCAGCACCUGAAGAACCGCUACGGCGCCGGCUACACGCUCGACAUCAAGAUGCAGCGCCAGGAGGGCGCCUGGGAGAAGAACCUGGGCGACCUCAAGGGCCACGUCAAGCGGGUCUUCCCGUCGGCCACGCUGCGCGAGGGCUUCCAGGACCGGCUCACCUACGACAUCCCGCAGGCCGGCGUCACGUCGCUGGCCAACGUGUUCGUCGCCAUGGACGAAGCCAAAGCCAAGUUUUCUAUAGAAGAGUUCAGCUUCAGCCAAACGACGUUAGAACAGGUGUUCCUGGGAUUCGCCAAGGAGCAGGAGCUCGCGCAAGAAGACGAAGACGUCCAGAUUCAAGCCUGAAAAGAGAGUGUGUGUGUGUGUGUUUCCUUUGUGUGUGCGCCCCCCUCCUCCUCUUCUACUUAUGUUCCAUCGUUUUCACUUUGACGCUGCCUCUUGUGCUCCGAGUCGGGAUGCCUCAUCGCUGCAUUCGCAAGGAAUAAAUCAUGCGCAUGUCAUUGCCACGCCACAUCCCA
This is a messenger RNA of Dermacentor albipictus, 5563 nucleotides long. Its product is annotated as cholesterol transporter ABCA5-like. Gene Ontology annotation, biological process: lipid transport; transmembrane transport. Gene Ontology annotation, cellular component: intracellular membrane-bounded organelle; membrane. The record is from RefSeq and is a predicted model, not a curated record. Gene Ontology annotation, molecular function: lipid carrier activity; ATP hydrolysis activity; ABC-type transporter activity. NCBI's taxonomy places the organism in Eukaryota, Metazoa, Arthropoda, Arachnida, Ixodida, Ixodidae.